Messenger RNA from Suncus etruscus (white-toothed pygmy shrew), 670 nucleotides. Its product is annotated as 60S ribosomal protein L29-like. Gene Ontology annotation, cellular component: ribosome; cytosolic large ribosomal subunit. Lineage: Eukaryota; Metazoa; Chordata; Mammalia; Eulipotyphla; Soricidae. The transcript has a single exon. Gene Ontology annotation, biological process: cytoplasmic translation. The coding region runs from base 16 to 552 and encodes 178 amino acids. Gene Ontology annotation, molecular function: structural constituent of ribosome. The record is from RefSeq and is a predicted model, not a curated record.
GGCCCUGGUGCAGUCAUGGCCAAGUCCAAGAACCACACCACGCACAACCAGUCUCGAAAAUGGCACAGAAAUGGGAUUAAGAAACCCCGAUCACAGAGAUACGAGUCUCUUAAAGGGGUGGACCCCAAAUUCCUAAGGAACAUGCGCUUUGCCAAGAAGCACAACAAGAAGGGCCUGAAGAAGAUGCAGGCCAACAAUGCAAAGGCCUUGAGUGCCCGAGCUGAGGCCAUCAAGGCCCUUGUGAAGCCCAAGCAGGCCAGGCCCGUCGUCGCCAAGAAGGACAGCCGCAAGCUCAGCCGGCUUGCGUACAUCGCUCACCCCAGGCUUGGGAAGAAGGCUCGAGCCCGCAUUGCCAAAGGUCUCAGGCUCUGCCGGCCCAAGACCAAGGUUGAAGCCAAGGAUCCAACCAAGGUGAAAUCCAAAUCUCAGUUCAAGGCAAAAGCCAAGAAGGCUCAGCUUAAGGCAAAAGCCAAGGCCCAGCCCAAGACCCAGGCAGCUGCAGCUCCAGCACCAGCUCCCAAAGGUGCCCAGGCCCCACCCAAGGCUCCAUAGGAGGCUUCCAUCAGCCAGUGCGCACAUCGAAGGACUGGUGCAACCUCUGAGCUGUUGGUUGCACGGGUGUUUCUGUGCUGUUUAUACAAAUAAACCUGAGUGCAGGAUAAAAAAAAAA